This is a messenger RNA of Abrus precatorius (Indian licorice), 482 nucleotides long. RefSeq names its product 60S ribosomal protein L37a. The record is from RefSeq and is a predicted model, not a curated record. Gene Ontology annotation, cellular component: ribosome. Gene Ontology annotation, molecular function: structural constituent of ribosome. The coding region runs from base 54 to 332 and encodes 92 amino acids. The transcript is spliced from 5 exons. Lineage: Eukaryota; Viridiplantae; Streptophyta; Magnoliopsida; Fabales; Fabaceae. Gene Ontology annotation, biological process: translation.
UGCUUUCGUUCGCUGCCCCAAUCGCUGCGCCUUCAAUCUCGAAAUUUGAAAACAUGACUAAGAGGACAAAGAAGGCUGGCAUUGUUGGAAAAUAUGGUACCCGUUAUGGGGCUAGUCUGCGGAAGCAGAUUAAGAAGAUGGAAGUUAGCCAACACAGCAAAUUUUUCUGUGAAUUUUGUGGAAAGUAUGCUGUGAAGAGGAAAGCUGUAGGAAUAUGGGGAUGCAAGGACUGUGGUAAAGUGAAAGCAGGCGGUGCUUACACUUUGAAUACCGCAAGUGCUGUGACUGUAAGGAGCACCAUCAGGAGGUUGAGGGAACAAACUGAGGGUUGAGCUUUUAGUUGAUGCUAGUUUUUUUACUCUGUUAAACACUGCGAAAUGCCUAGAUUAUGUUCAGAGAACUGCAUUGAUUGUAUUCAAAGUAAACUUUCAUUUUAAAUUUUAUCUUUAUCAGACUCCUAAUUUUAAUUAUUUGGCUCGUGU